ACUUGGUAGGGCUAUCUGUGGUAUUACCAUUACUUCAACGCGUCAGUCGGAGUUUGAAAACACCUUUUGCUUUCUUGACUCCGUGUGCGUUGUGCAACAGCUUCGGGGGUACUGUGAAGAUUCCGUCUCUGUCCAUUCAGAUCGUUCAUUUUGUGUAUCCCAUCGCUACCGACUUGCAAGAUCACUAUCACUUAUGGCUAAUCCACGGCAGCGUCGUAAAGCCAAAUCAUCCACGCACAAGGCCGUAUCCCAUUCACGGCGUGCACAAAAGAUCCUGAAGAAGAUGCCAGUGAUACGAGGUCCAAAAGCCUUGCAGGACGCUUGGGAUAAAUCAAAGACACUUCACCAAAAUUAUGCUGCGCUGGGCCUUCAGGUCGCUUUGACCCCCACGCAAUCAGGUGGAUCGGAGCGGACAUUAAUCCCUCCAAAAGGUUCAGCUAGUACAGGGUCGGUCUCUGGUAUUGUCAAACCAGUUGAAGCUGGCCCUUCGAAUAUCCCCAGAGGGUUUGGAAGGAUUAUUCGAGACGAAUUUGGUAAUGUGAUACGGAUCGACCUUCCUGAAUCCGAGGAGAUGCAAGACUGCGUACCAAACAGCGAGCUCCCAGAAGUGGAGGUAGAUGAGAAAACUAUGCAUGAUUGGGUCGGUUGUCUUGAUAAAAUAAAUGAUCAAAAUAACGCACAAGUAUCGUCCGUGGGGGGAAGACAUGCGGUUGUUGAGUUGGAGAAACUGUCGGCCUCGGGCAGGACAGUGCCGCGACACUCGUCAUGUGGAGAAAGAUCAUACCUGGCACGUUUGAUCCAAAAAUAUGGUGAUGACUAUGAUAGUAUGGCGAGAGAUCGCCGUCUUAAUCCUGAACAAAAGACUGUGGGAGAACUCAAAAGGGCAGUGGGAAAAGCAGGCGGAGUAGAGACAUUCUCCUGACUGUUAUCGUAGGAUAGAAUGUGUUGAACAAGUUGUUGGGCGGCUCAUUGAGCGCCCGGAGAGGACCGGUGAAGGUGAGUUCACCGGAUCCGAUAUUAAGAUGUGACAUAUGUCGUGACAUAUGUAUGUCAUUGUGCGGUCACACCGGCACUUCUCAAACACUCCAAGGCUGUGUGUUCCCGAAUGGGGGACUUGGUUCGAGUGUUUAUACGUAUGCGACUAGUAUGUAGCACAUGCUGUUUUGUUGAAUGAAUUUUUAACCAGCA
Molecule: messenger RNA, 1188 nt
Organism: Suillus clintonianus
Lineage: Eukaryota; Fungi; Basidiomycota; Agaricomycetes; Boletales; Suillaceae
Product: ribosome biogenesis protein Nop16
Exons: 4
Coding region: 194-922 (242 amino acids)
Biological process (GO): ribosomal large subunit biogenesis
Cellular component (GO): nucleolus
Source: RefSeq, a predicted model, not a curated record